GUGUCAAGCGCCUUGGGCGAGAAAAGCUGGGAAAGACGGUCUAGGCUGAGGCUUGUCCUGAGAUCUAUAUAGCGCACAGCCAAGUUGAGACGCGGCUCGUUGAUUCUCGCCCGUUUAACUUGUUUCACCAUCCCAUCUUCCAUCUCACGUCACCCCCGCCUUAUGAGUAAAAAAUUCAAGUCUCAAGCCUCAAGCAGCCGAGCUGCUGCGGGCGGGUUUAACGCCUUUGGGGGCUCGUUUGGGGGAUUCCAGAGUGCGUUUUCCAGCCAAGGGAAAGAGCCAUCCUCCCUUACCUAUGUGGCUGAACCUCCGGACCUCUCCCGCAUUUCCGAGCCUCAAUUGGUGAUUGCAUUUAAGAACAUUUUGAAGAAAGAUGAGAUCACCAGAACAAAGGCUGUCGAUGACUUACAAGAGCAUAUUGGCGCCAUCGAGAGUCGGGGGGGUACACUUGAUGAUGGGUUUUUGGAAGCUUGGAUCAAAAUAUACCCUCGAACUUCAAUAGAUCUCUCUCGGAGAGUCAGACAGACUGCCCAUUCCAUCCAGGGAUCUGUUGCCUCUCUGGUGGGUAAACGGAUUGCACGCCAUUUACCAAAAGUGAUCGGUGCCUGGCUCGCAGGGCUUUAUGAUACCGAUAGGCCUGUUGUCCGAGCUGCUCUGGAGUCAUUCACGCGCGUUUUCUCUACAGAAGAGAAGCGCAGCAGUGUGUGGAAAAUCUAUCAGAGUUCGAUCCUGGACUUUGUAGAUGAUGUCCUCCUUCAGCAGACCGCUUUGACUCUAAGCGAUGAGAGGACGGUGAAACCUGACGACGCCGAAGCGAAAUACGCACGUGUCGUUGGGACUGCCCUAUCUCUGUUUAAUCGCGUUCUAGGAAGCUCGGCAGAAGAGGAUCUGCAAAAGGAUGAAUCGACUAUUCAGAAUUUGCUUGGAAGUAAAUCGCUAUGGGCGUUUGGCUUUCAUGAAGACCCUUUCGUCCGUCGAUGCCUUUACGCGUUACUUCGAUCUACUGUAUCAAAGAAACCCGGGGAGCUCGAUUGGAGAAUCGUCAGCGCAUCACUCAUUGGAAAGUCCUUGGCACUGUCUCAACUGGGCUCAUCAACAGAGCUAUCGGGAUGCUUGCUGGAAGUAACAUCCUCAAGACCACAGUUAUGGACAACAGAUUACAUCGGAAAGUCUUCGCCAUCCAAGCGACUAAUACAGUAUAUCCAGAAGGGGUCACAGGGCGGCUUGGGCUCGUUCUGGACUAAUCUGACUCAGUUACUACGCACAGUUCCGUUACAAGUCUUAGCUAAGAAUGAUUCAGAAACAGAGGCAACCCAUAAAAUCAGCCUUUCUAACGCAAGUUCCCUAUUGGAAGCUUUCCAGGAAGGCCUUUACUCAAGGGAGGAGCCGCGCCAAAAUCUAGUGAUCGGGUGGAAGUCAUAUACUGAGACCUGCGUGUGGCUUUUAUCCUUGCUUGCUGAAAAUGAUAAGAAAGCGUUCAUUGAAGGUAGUGCAUCGCCGAUAUUAAGACGAUACUUGAUAUCGAAGGUAGACGAACCUUCUCGAGCGCUCCCAUCACAAUUUGCCGAAGCCAUUUGUUCUGAUAUCUUUGCGACGCUCGCCAAGGACGGGUAUACAAAUGAACUACAACCACUAUGGGCUGAAUCAUCGGAUAAGUUGCUUGAAGCAGUGAAAUUAUCCUCACCCGAACAGUCCAAAGAUUUCAAACCUUCUCAGGAUGCAAUCUGCAGCCAAGGCAAACGGCUCUUCGCUCUGGAAAGCACCAUCCUCACACGACUUUCCGGCACUGAGUUUGAAUCACAAGCGCUGGAUCUGUUUCAGAAGACCGGUUUACCACUAAUUGAGAGCUGUCUACAGGUCCUGGGGUCUCGGAAUGGCAAACCCUAUGGAGCGGCAGCAGUCGCCGAAGAAUCGAUCUGCUAUGUCCCUCAAAUCGCCCGGCGUUCUCAAAAGUUGCUAGCUUUUGUGACAGACGAGGCACCUGAACUCCUAUUCUCACCUUCCGGAGACCGCCUCUUUGCAAUGAUCCUUGCCUGUCGAAGUUGGGAAGGAUUCGGUUCAAGUUACGAAAAUGUGGUUGAACGUGUAAUAGAACUAGGACCCGAACAACCAAGUGCUCCUAUUCUCCAGAAACUCCUUUCCACGCUUCAAUUCAACGAGGUUGUUGACAAGGCUAAGCUUAACUCGGUCAUUAUGCAAGCUCUUGACCGAGCCUUGAAAGGGAGCCAACAACAAUGGACAAUUAUCGUUGCUGUCCUGGGAAAUAUCACGUUCCGUGGCGAACUUACUGAUUCUCUCUUCCUGAAAAUCAUCGAGUCUUUAUCUGUGGAUGGCAUGGUUCUCGAUAGCUUGUUCGGCUUGUCUCAAAUCGCGGAUACGGUUCCAUCUGCCAUUCGAGACUUUCAAAGUGGACCCAAUGGCGCGAAGCUUACUAGCAAAUUGCUGUACCUUUCUGAGUCCCUCGCAGAAGAAUCUGCAGGUCUUGCAGAUACCUUGGUAGCUAAACUGAGAGGAUUAGUUGCUGGCGAUGCGAGCACAACCUCUAACCUGGCAAUUCUACAACACAGCUUCGAUGAAGUCAAUUAUGAGUCACUUUCAAUUGAAUCUCUGCUUGGAAUUGCGGAAGAACUCCUCCGAACCUGCAAGACCGAAGAUAAGGAACACACAGUAAAGGGCAUUCUGCCUCCUGCCAUAUCAUGGGAGAAGGCAUUGAGUCCAUUUUUGAAUCUCCCACCUCGGCCUUCAAUGGCUUUGACAAGCCCUCUAGGAGGUGUCGUUCAUCUGAUCAACAGCCAAGUCUCGGAAGACUUCCAACAGAAGUGGAAUGCAGUCCCACGAGAUUCGAGCAACUGCUCUUCGGCUUUCCGACUAUUCUCUUACACUACCAGAAUCGCCUCAUCAUCUGAGGUUGUUGAGCUACUAGGUGAAGAGGAUCUACAGACAUUACUCUAUUACGUUCCUUUGGCUGUCCAGCUCGUUGAUGAUGACUUGAGCAUUGAGUAUUGCAAUGGCAUCACAGGAUUGGAGCUGGCGGAGCAGCGGGUGGAGUACAUGGAAGUUGUUGCCGAUGGCUGGAAGCUCAUCAACACCUGGAUUGAUUCGACUGUGCCUCACAGGGGUAGCCAGUCCGUCUCUUCAAUUUUGGCCACGCUAUGGGAAGACAAGCUAGAAAGACUUGCCAAUUUCUCGCCACUCGCAUACCGUAUUGGAGAAGCCUUUGUCAAGAUCAUGACGGCUUCGGAAUCUCUGGAAAUGCACAAAACUUCCGAUGACCUGACAAAGAUUUGUCGGGAAACUCGUAGCGCCAAUGCUAUACGUUCAGCAGCUUGGUUCUCUCUUCUACAAGACAAGAUCGUUUCUCUGCCGGCUGGCACAAGACUUUGUAACGAACUUAUUGCCGAUUCUACAGGCAUGAAGCCCCAGGAUGAAAAGAACGAAGGCCUGCGGAAAUUGGCACUUGCCAAUCUUUUAUUGUCCGGUGAUAAAGAGACGGUGGCCUCUAUUCCCACACAACGAUUAGUUUUCCUUGUCAAGAACCUCGUUCAAUGCUUACAAUGGGAGGCUUUGUCUCUGGGGCUCAAGGCUGAGAUCCUUAAGACCUUAACUUUGGUUUUAUCUAGCCUUAGUGAAAUCUAUGGGUCACAUUGGGAAGAGAGCAUGGACAUUAUGAACGCGAUUUGGACGGAAAUUGGUGGCGGAGACGCAGCCUUGCCUGUGCUAGCGUCCUCUUUCCGACUUUAUAUAUGUCUAGAGAGACUAGCGGAAGGCGAUGGCAAUGACGACGUGCAGGACGCGUGGUCUGAACAGAGGGCAACCCUCCAGAAGAACUUGACCUCUACCCUGACCACGUUUGAUUCUUCUAUCACGUUCCACCAGCCUCGCGAUCUGACCGUAGAGCUGUUGUGUCGAGUUAUCAGCAGUAUCCCGGUCAAGAACCUAGCCGAUGUGAGCGAGGUCUUCCCUCUGUUGACAGCGAACAGCCGGGUCAUCCAGCGCGCAGCGUAUGAACUCCUACACCGGUACAUCCCCAGUGUCCAAGAGCAGGUGUCUUUUGAUGUUGCCUUGUCGAAGACAGCUGUCAGACUCCCUGAUGAGCUCCUGUCUUUGCUUCUUGAACCUCCGACGAUAGACAUGAUUGCUUCUGUUGCCAGUGAAGACAAGGCGUGGACUCAAGUACGAUCGUACUUACUGAGUUGGAAGGUGGUAUUUGACCAUUUUUCGAAUGCUUCUCUUCCUGUGCAAGAACACUAUGUCUCCAAUAUCAAAGAAAACGACAGCCUCGCCCCUCUCUUGGAUUUCACGUUCGACUUCCUCCAGAGCGCUCCAGGGAAGUUCAUUGAUCCGUCGAAAUUAGACAUCAGAUCAUUUGAACCCGAUCAGUCCGAGACAGCCGAGAAAGAGACCCAGUGGCUGCUGGUGAAUCUAUACUAUUUGGCAUUGAAGUAUCUGGCCAACAUGACCAAGAGUUGGUGGCUCGACACCACAAAUCGCAUCAGGGGCCCAGUAGAAUCUUGGUCUCGGAAAUUUAUAUCGCCUCUGGUUAUAGGAGAUGCCCUUCAGGGAGUAUCAGAAUGGAUAUCGACUCAAGACGCCAACGAAGAAAGAGCUCUGAGCCUGAAGAUCUCCUCGAAAACGGCGGAGAUCAUAGCGAGCAUCUUUGUUGACGAAGAUUCGCCGCCCGUGGCGAUCUCCAUCUCCCUCCCGCCAGCGUACCCUCUGCAGCCUGCGUUGGUUGUAGGCCGGAGCCGGGUCCUGGUAGACGAACGGAACUGGAAGGGCUGGCUACUGGCAAUCCAGGGUGUGAUCAUGUUCGCAAAUGGUAACUUGGUGGAUGGGCUGCUUGCCUUCCGCCGAAACGUCCAGGGCGCUCUCAAGGGACAGAGCGAAUGUGCAAUCUGCUACUCGGUGAUCUCAACCGACAUGCAGACGCCAAACAAGCGAUGCGCCACCUGCAAGAACACCUUCCACUCCGUCUGUCUGUUCCGGUGGUUCAAGAGCAGCAACCAGAGCACCUGUCCUCUAUGCCGCAACAACUUCGUCUACGUGUAAUAAUCUUGAAUCAGUUUAUUUAGUAUACCAAGGUCGGAUUUCUGCUUGAAGCAAUAUUUUUUCGAUAAUUGUUAUUGAAGCACGUAUGAUACGACGGAAUAUAUAUAUAGAGAGAGAG
Penicilliopsis zonata CBS 506.65 is the source of this 5167-nucleotide messenger RNA. RefSeq lists its product as hypothetical. Gene Ontology annotation, biological process: rescue of stalled cytosolic ribosome; ribosome-associated ubiquitin-dependent protein catabolic process. The record is from RefSeq and is a predicted model, not a curated record. Gene Ontology annotation, molecular function: ribosomal large subunit binding; zinc ion binding; ubiquitin protein ligase activity. The transcript has 8 exons. The coding region runs from base 163 to 5049 and encodes 1628 amino acids. Gene Ontology annotation, cellular component: RQC complex; cytosol. NCBI's taxonomy places the organism in Eukaryota, Fungi, Ascomycota, Eurotiomycetes, Eurotiales, Aspergillaceae.